GUUUCUCCCUCGACCUAACCUCGCAGGCAAAAUAAAAACAAUGUGGAGGUGUUUUCGACGGUUCUCACGUUGUGUCCCCAAUUUGGAAUAAUUUUGUUGAUUUUUCUGGUGUAAUUCACUGUUUAAAAUGAAAAAGUUUCAGCAAAAGAAGCAAAAGGCGAAACCAAAGCCAGUCCAAGUGGAGGAAGAUCUGAACGAUUCCAUGAUCGAAAACGGAACCGACGAGGACUCGAACGAUGAGGACGCGGACGCGUCCCCGGCCGGCAGUGACAGUGGCCACGAAAGUGGCGGCCGAUUUGUUCGCGCCCCUGCCAGCAGUAAGGAAUCGGCCCAAGCCACAAAACGCAAACUGCUCGAUCGCGACCAGGCGGAACAUCAGCAAAAGAUCAAAGCCAUGAAGCAGCUGUACAAGCCUCCGACGGUCGAGGAAAUCAACCGGCUGAAGGAGACGGAAAACUUUUACCACUCCAACCUGUUCCGGCUGCAGGUGGAGCAAAUGCUGGGGGAGGUGCGAGUGAAGGCCAAGGUGGCGAGCUUUGUCGAGCGGUGGUUGGGCGAUUUCCGGAAGUUUUUGAGGACGGUGAAGGAUGGGGAGGGGGAGAGGGGGUUGGACGAUGUUGGGUAUGAGGGGGUGGAGUUUCCGCUUGAGGUUCCGGAGAAUGUUGAGGUGCUUCAGAAGGUGAAGUUUCAAUUUUUGCAGCAGAGGAUUGUGCACCAGAUUGGCGCGAAUAAGCUGGGGACGGAUUAUGGGAAGCCGAUUGUGGUUGAUUUGUUGUUGGAGAUUCCGGAGCGGUGCUUCCACAAGGAAGAUUACCUCAACAUGAGGUAUCACUUUAAGCGGGCACAUUUUCUGUGCCAUUUGGCGGAACGGAUGGUUGGGCAGACGAAGUACGAGCUGGCGGGGCAGGUUGGAUUUGUGGCGUUGAAGGGGGAUUCGCUGAAGCCGGUGCUGGAGGUGACGCCGAGCGAGGAGAAGUUCGCCGGGAAGGUGAAGUUCGUGAUUCACGCCGUGGCGGCGGAGAAGUUUUUGCUGAAAAGGUUUGUUCCCGAGAAGAACAACGUUCGGCCGGCGAUGAUUGGGAAGGAGGUAACGGAGGAUUACAAGCUGUGUCCGACGCCGCACUACAAUGCGUCUAUUUUGUACGAUUUGCGGUUGCUGAAAAACCAGGAAGUGCUUGAAAGUGUCGUUCAGUCGGACCACGUGCGACAAGCUAUAAUACUGCUCAAGGUGUGGAUUCGUCAGCGGCAGUUUAACGAAGGCUUUUAUGGGUUUGAUGGGGCGUUGGUUACGUUUUUCAUAGCGUAUCUCAUUCAGAAUCGCAAGAUCUACAACACCAUGAGCAGCUACCAGAUCAUUCGUAUGUUUUGGAACCAGAUGGCCAACAGUCAGUGGGACACGGAGGAAGUUACGAUGGAAUCGACGGGCACAGAAUCAACCAAGAGUUACCAUCAGUUCUACGAAGUGGUGUUUCUGGACAAUUCCGGGCUGCUGAACAUUUGCGCCAAUCUGUCGGGUGAGUUGUACCGCCGGGUGAAGCGAGAAUCUGCAAUCGCGAUCCAGCUGUUGGACGACAAGAAAGUCAACAGCUUUAUACCGCUGUUCCUGAACAAGUACCCUGUGUACACGCAGUACGAUCACAUUCUGAGCAUCGCCAAACCGGAACUAAUUCAGAACGUGUUGGAGAGUUUUGGCAGCGACGACGACAAGCUGAACUACUUUGGAAAUCCUCACGGACAUUUCCGGAAGAUGAUAACCCAACUAGUACGACGAGGACUGGGUCCUCGCGCCCAGUUUGUCGUCCCAAUCGAAGUUGGAGAAGAUUCGCCGUUGAAGCUUACCCUGGGUAUUCUGCUGAAUCCGAAGGAAGCAUUCGCCGCCGUAGAUAAGGGACCGGAAGCGAUUGACAAGGCGGCCUCCGAGGAAUUCCGUAACUUUUGGCGCGGCAAAGCCGAGCUACGUCGCUUCAAGGACGGCUCCAUUACGGAGUCCUGCGUGUGGGGCAGCAGCGGAGAUCCGAUCGGUACAAAGCGAUCCAUCUGCCGCAAGAUUGUCACGUACCUGCUGAACGCGCACUUUGACAUUCCCGUGCAGAAGAUCACGUACGCGGCGCACCAAUUUGAGGUUUCGGUCAAACCCAGCGACGUGCAGGUGCACGAAACGAUCGAGGAGCGCUCGCUGGCCUGCAUUCGAGCGUUUGACGUGUUGAGCAAAAUCAUGAAAAAUCUCGACAGCUUGCCGUUGACGAUCAACGCACUGCUCGGGACGGAUGCCGUGUUCCGGUACAGCGAUCCUGAUCCGCCACGGGCAACGGCUCGGGCCUUGCGGGACGAGCGCGGUCAGUUGAGGUUCCGAGCGAAGCGGGCUCUGAACGCCACCAUUCAGCUGGAAGCCAGUGGAAAGUGGCCCGAACAGCUGGAGGCCAUUCGGCGGUUGAAGACGGCGUUCUACCUGAAGAUUGCUGAAGCGCUGCGGAUGUACAAGAACGCGUCGGUAAAGGUAGUGCCGCAGGCCAGUUCCCAAUUUCUGGACGUUUUGUAUGAGGGCUACCUGUUCCGUUUCCAUAUCGUGCACCAGCGGGAGAUCAACCUGCUGCGAGAGUACCUCUCGGAGAACAAGAUCACCAAAUUGUACCGCGACUCGGACCGCAGCAUUCAGCUCGAGAUGCGAGCGACAAUCCUGCCCAAACUGACCAGCAUCUUGCACGGAUUGCACCAGCAGCACUUUUCGUUCGGCUCGGUCGCCGCCAUGGCCAAACGGUGGCUCUACUCCCAGCUCAUCGAUCCCUUCCUGUGGCCGGACGAGUGCACCGAACUCCUAGUGGCCGCCCUCUACCUCAAGCAAGAUCCCACUCUCCAACCACAGGCCGGGUUCCUCCGCUUUCUCCACUACCUGGCCAACACCGACUGGAGCAAGGAGUUGGUCCUGCUGAACUUCAACGAGGAAAUCCCCGACGAAAAGGUGGAAGAACUGGAAAAGCAAUUCAUCGAUCGACGCGACAACUUCCCUCCAUUAGCCAUCGUCACGUCCUGCGACGCAGACAAGUUCGGACUGCUUGCCAAAGCCGCACCCACCCAGGCAGUCCUGAACCGGGUCGUGAUGCUGGCCAAGGUCGUAAUUACGCAGAUCGAGGAAAAUUUCUCCCUUGUUCGCAGCAAAGUUCACAUCUUCUACCAACCCUCCUUCACCGGGUACGACCUGAUCAUCAAGUUGAACACCCGUCUGCUCCCUCCCGUCGGCAUCACCCCCGUCGCGAACUACACCCAGGGUCGGCGUACGACGACGAACGUCGAACACGAAUCAAUGCCGGGCUUCAGCCCGGCCGAAUGCUAUCUGGCGGAGCUGCGCGAAGGCUACCGCAGGUACGCCCUCUUCUUCUACGACCACUGCGGGGGCGAUCGGAUUGCGGUGCUCUGGAGACCGGACGCGAUCGAGGAGAAGCCGUUUACGAUUUCGAGUGUGAGCGGGAGGAUGCUCUCAGGGAAGGACGUUCUUCAGCUGAACAAGGAUGCGUUGGUUCGGGAUUUUGAGAUCGUCGGAAAGGGACUAGUGGCAAGUAUCGAGCGAAACAAUUGAUCAAGGGUGAAUGAAGGUUGUUAUGAA
Messenger RNA from Culex pipiens pallens (northern house mosquito), 3601 nucleotides. It is a transcript of the gene Mat89Ba, whose product is annotated as nucleolar protein 6. Bases 128 to 3574 code for a protein of 1148 amino acids. The record is from RefSeq and is a predicted model, not a curated record. Gene Ontology annotation, cellular component: UTP-C complex; CURI complex; small-subunit processome. The transcript has 5 exons. Gene Ontology annotation, biological process: rRNA processing; tRNA export from nucleus. NCBI's taxonomy places the organism in Eukaryota, Metazoa, Arthropoda, Insecta, Diptera, Culicidae.